AUGCCUUGCACCACAGAAAGGCAGAAAGCUGCAGAAGCCCUUCUUGAUGUCUAUCUGGCUACUCUACUUGCUGAAUCUCACUCAUACCUUGAUCCCCCAACCUCUUCUGACACCAAUUCCAGUGGUUCUGAGAGUGCAAGCUCUGAAUCAUCUGAUGAACACCUGCACAGUGCCCCCUCAGCCAGUAGUGCUGUGUUGAAUGCCCUUCCAGGGUUGUACUUGCAGCAUUACCUGGCCAAUUGUCAACCCAUCAAAAAGACAAGUGCCAACUUGGAGUUGCUUCUUGGCAAUUGGAAAUUCAAUCAUCCUGAGAUUUUCAGAUCCCAUCCUGGUGUCACUCCAGCAUGCUUUGACCUUCUAGUCAAGGCUCUUCAAGAGGAUCCAGUUUUUCACAACCAGUCAACUUCAGAGCAGAUGGCAGUUCAAGACCAGGUUGCCAUUGCACUGUAUUGCUUUUGGCACUAUGGGAAUGGUGCAACAACAGUGAAAGUUGCCCUUUGGGAUGGCAUUGGUUAUGGUACAGUAUGCCUGGUGACUAAUUGUGUUAUGACAGCAGUGUGUUCAGAAAGGUUUUGGAGAUCUGCACUUGACUGGCCUGAUGAUGACAUGAAGGAGAAAGCCAAGGCCUGGGUGGAGGAGCACUCCUGCCCUGCAUGGUGGGAUGGUUGGUGCAUGGUUGAUGGGGCCUUGGUGCCUUUGCAUGCCUGA
Molecule: messenger RNA, 708 nt
Organism: Pisolithus orientalis
Lineage: Eukaryota; Fungi; Basidiomycota; Agaricomycetes; Boletales; Pisolithaceae
Exons: 1
Coding region: 1-708 (235 amino acids)
Source: RefSeq, a predicted model, not a curated record